Messenger RNA from Musa acuminata subsp. malaccensis (wild Malaysian banana), 934 nucleotides. The record is from RefSeq and is a predicted model, not a curated record. NCBI's taxonomy places the organism in Eukaryota, Viridiplantae, Streptophyta, Magnoliopsida, Zingiberales, Musaceae.
GACUCAUUACUAUAUAUAUGGUGGAGUGAUUAGGGGUGGAGACCAUGAGCUCUCAGUGCCUCGUCGCAAGCGUUGUUGAGGAGGUCGCUCGAAAGACCUCAGGCUACCAUCCCAGUGUUUGGGGUGACUACUUCAUUACGCAUGUCUCACCCUCUUCCGAAGCUCAGGACAAUCAUGAAUGGAUGGAGGAAAGAUCAAGAGAACUAAGGGAGCAAAUAAAGAGCAUGCUGCAGGACUACAGUGAUUUACUGCAGACCAUGCAAUUGAUCGAUGCCAUCCAACUUCUUGGAGUGGCCUAUCAUUUUGAGAAGGAGAUAAGCGAUGCAUUAAGCAAAGUCUAUGAUGCAGAUUUUAACACACAUGGCCUCUACGAGGCCUCUCUUCGAUUUCGAUUACUUAGACAACAUGGAUAUAACAUAUCUCCAUAUGUUUUUAACAAGUUUAAAGAUGAGGAAGGAAGUUUCAUGUCUGACUUGAAGGGCGAUGUGGAGGGACUAUUAAGCUUAUACAACGCAGCCUACCUUGGAACACAUGGAGAGACAAUACUUGACGAAGUCAUUUCUUUUACAAGAAGCAUACUUACCUCCAUGUUAAGCGAUCUCGAACCACCUUUACUGUCGAAAGUGUCUCUUUCCCUUGAGACACCUCUAUUUCGAAGAACCAAAAGGCUCUUGACAAGAAACUACAUCUCCAUCUACCAAGAGGAUGCAACACGAAAUGAUGUGUUAUUAGAGCUUGCCAAGCUAGAUUUCAAUCUAGUCCAAUCGCUUCACCGUGAGGAGCUUAAAAGCCUCUCCAUGUUAGUUUUUUCUCUUUUCUAAUAUGGUUUAUUAUUCUAGUAAUUAAUGCAAAAUCAUUAACUCUCACUUGAUAGGACUUUGAAUAUGGAGCAACCAAAUAGUCGUUUGCAACUACAUUAGAUUUUUCAUGCGCC